Gadus macrocephalus (Pacific cod) is the source of this 2353-nucleotide messenger RNA. RefSeq names its product pyrokinin-1 receptor-like. Gene Ontology annotation, molecular function: G protein-coupled receptor activity. Gene Ontology annotation, biological process: G protein-coupled receptor signaling pathway. The transcript is spliced from 7 exons. The coding region runs from base 520 to 2103 and encodes 527 amino acids. The record is from RefSeq and is a predicted model, not a curated record. Gene Ontology annotation, cellular component: plasma membrane. NCBI's taxonomy places the organism in Eukaryota, Metazoa, Chordata, Actinopteri, Gadiformes, Gadidae.
AUAUGUGAUUAGACACCGAAAUGUCCCAGACAUAUGCCGGUCUUGUAUGACUUUUACACUCUUACUCUAGAGGCAUGCCCUUAUCACUGAAGGAAUGUCCGCUCUCCGUUCACACACUUACUAAAUGUAUACAUGCCGCGGUUCAAUGCUCCUUUGGAUACUGCAUAUUAAAAGGUAAAGAGGCUCCAGCAACACUAUGUGCAGUAAAUUAAACAGUUACAGCAAAGUUACAACCCGGUCUUGUAUGACUUUUACUCAUUGCCGGAAAAAAAUAUUUUAGAUGAUAUACAAUAGUAACUGGUGCAAUUCUGAUUUCCUGUUCAAUCAUGAACGUAAAGGGAACUAGAAGGGUAAUUUUCUUUCAAAUUGCUUGAAGUCGAUAAUGUUAAACCAAUAUUACUGCAAAAACGACUGUAUGAAGACAUUGAAAUAACAUACUUUAUUGAUACAAAAGCAAAACUAAUCCUUAGCCAACCAAAAAAAGGGUAAAUACAUACAGAAUAUAUAAACAAAUAAAUAAUGGAGAUUCAGAAACACAUUUUGGGCAAUAAAUGUGCAUAUAUAACCUUUUUUAUAAAGAACAGCAUGAGGGGUUGGAGAUGUCCAAUAAUGAUUGUUUGUCAGUAUAAGCUAUGGAGACAUCGUGUCUGUUCUUACUUGAGGGAACAUGAGGGUUGUACCGCUCGGAGCGUGGAGGUGGCAGAGAGCAGGCGGGAGGGAGGAAGAGGGAAAGCAACAGCACACCACCAGACGAGGACUACUUGGUACACGACUGCUGAGAACUCUUUGCUCUCGCUGAAAGGUGAAGCAGAAGGCAUGAACCAGUCAAGAGAGUUCAGCUUUGUGUUUUCCUGCAAUGUCAGCCCAAGUACCGAACUCGACAUCGGAGUCACCCAGAGUGAGCCAUUGGCCGUUGCUGUUCCCAUGACGAUAUUCUACAGUACCAUCUUCUUGCUCGGAGUGUUCUUCAACGGUUUGAGCCUACUGACUCUGGUUGUGGACUCUCAUAUGAGGACCAGUGCUAUCCGUCUCUAUCUCAUCAGCCUGGUCGUGUCUGACAUCCUCCAGCUGCUGACGGUGCCGGUGACGGUGUACCGCUACUACUGGGAGAGCUACCCAUGGAGGCUGGGCCACGUCCUCUGCAAGGCCUACUUCAUGAUGCGGCAGAUGUACUGCGCCAGCACCAGCUGGGUCAUCACGGCCUUCACCGCGGAGCGCUACGCCGCUAUCUGCCACACCAUGUGGUCCGUGUCCAGCCUCAAGUCCCGCCGGCCGUGUCUGCUGUGGGUGUGGAUCAUCUCCCUGCUGUCGGCCGUGCCCUUCGCCCUGGUGUACGGCCAGGCUCGCGUCUGCAUCCUCAACUACACGGCGGCCACGCCCGAGGACGCCCUGCACGUCUCCACCAUGUGUGAGAUGAGGGAGCCCGACCCCGCCCACAUCUACAAGGGAGCCCUGCUACUCAGAGCCAGCCUCUUCUUCCUGGUUCCACUGGUGGUGAUCUCCACCCUGUACCUGCUGAUCCUGCUUCACCUGAGGAGGAACAGCCGUCAGAGGAAGACCCUGGGCCUCACCCAGACCGACCGGGAGGCCAGCAGAGGCGUGCAGUGUCAUAAGAACGGAAAGUUACUCUCCAAUGAGAAGAGGGCUCUAAGGCUCAUGGGCGCUGUGUUGGUGGCGUUCUUCGUCUGUAACUUCCCGGACAUGGCCUCGUCGCUCAUGCAGGUGUACGUGGAGGUGUGGUCCGACCGGGUCCUCUCCGUCUACACGGUGCUCAAGUCCUACCUGGCGCUGCCGCUGUGGUACAUCAACAGCGCCCUGGACCCGCUGCUCUUCUGCAUCUCCUCCUGCACCUUCCGCCGGGCCUGCCUGCGGACGCUGCGCCGCCUGCGCCCCCGCUGCCCCCGCCCCCCCGCCCGGGGCCGGGGGGGCGAGGGCAGCGGGGCCGGCCUGGGGCAGAGGAGCUCCAGCGGGGGGGGCGGGAGCGCCACGGGCCGAGAGAGGAGCGAGGGUGUGUGUUCUGGAGAGAGGCAGCUCAGCGCGGGCUAUGGGGCCCACGCACGUCGAGGCCCUGGCGAGGGGGGGGCGGAGGAGGUGAUGCUGUGAGGAGGUGGGGUCGUCGUCGUCCCCCCCAGCUGAGGGGGUGAUGCUGUGAGGAGGUGGGGUCCCCCCCCCCAGCUGAGGGGGUGAUGCUGUGAGGAGGUGGGGUCGUCGUCGUCGUCCCCAGCUGAGGGGGUGAUGCUGUGAGGAGAUGCCCCCCCCCCCCCCCCCCCCCUAGCUGGUGUUGUAGUUUGCUGCUGAUGGCCUGGCUGGAUGCCCCCCCCCCCGGUGUUGUAGUUUGCUGCUGAAGGCCUGG